Molecule: messenger RNA, 4176 nt
Organism: Mercenaria mercenaria
Lineage: Eukaryota; Metazoa; Mollusca; Bivalvia; Venerida; Veneridae
Product: myosin heavy chain, striated muscle-like
Exons: 4
Coding region: 499-2346 (615 amino acids)
Biological process (GO): regulation of apoptotic process
Source: RefSeq, a predicted model, not a curated record
AAAACUCUGCCAAGUAAGACGGGGUUUGCCUAGACAGUAUUCUAACAGUUACACAAAGCAUGACAAAUGUAUUUUAUCCCUCCCUUUGAAGUUACCUUUAAAACAGUGGUUUUUAAUGGAUUUAUAAAGCGUUCUAUUAUUGUAACAUUGAUUUCUUGAAAAAGUGAGAAUUAGAUGCAUACCUGCAGUAAACUGUGUCAAUAGAAAAAGUAAAAUCAAUGUAAACUUUAAACUGAAAAUUUAAAACAAAGAAAAGAAUAUAAAUGGAUACAGCCAUUAAAAUGAAACCUGGAUGACUCUUGACAACGUACAUAUAACAAAGGCAAAUGCUAGAUUGAGCUCUAAAAGAGGAUGCUGAAACGGCACACACUAAAGUUCGAUCUACUUACCACAUUUAUUCAAAACAGCUGUUCAAUAUUUAAGUCUGAGAAACAGAGAACACAUUUAUAGAGAGAACAGUGUGGAAUAAACUGUCAAUAGCAUUUUAUAGUGAAAAUCAUGAAUGAUGCACAAAAGAAGGUGUUGCGCAACCACCAUGGUGAUAUACUGAAGAACCUGGUACUGGAUCAAGAUAUCCUUGGUUUUCUUCUACACAAAGACAUUCUUUCAGAAUCACUGGUUCAGGCCAUUCAGGCCAAACCAAGCCAGCAUGAGAAAAUCACAGAGUUACUGCUUCUACUGCCUAAACGUGGGGUGAAAGCUUUCCCCAUCUUCCUGGAAGCUGUAAAGAAGUAUUCACCAUACUUGGGGGACAAAAUUGAGAUGAACUAUGAAAAAGAGCAAAAACUGAUGGCUGCAGAACAUAAAGAAGAAAGCCAGAAUUCUCCCAAGCAUGAUGUUGAGAAUGAACAUUCCACUUCAGCUAAACCCCCUAAACAACAUGAGAAAGCGUUUGAAAAGACGUUUAAAAACAAGGAAAUUACAGAGCGACGACAUUCCUUAUCUGUGUCAACCACCAACCACACCUUGUCAUCGAACAUCAUGCAGCAACACUUGAACAACAUGUACACCAAAUUAAAAUCACAUCUUCAUAAACAUUCUCAUACUGAUCGUGAUCUUAUUACACCUGAGCCGAUCACGUUUAAAAUGGUUGACAAGCUCCUUGACGAUGUCUGUACUCACCUAGAUGAGCAUGAGAUGACAUUCUCUCAAUGUCAUGCGUUGCUAGGCGGGAGAGACAGGAAUUAUCCUCUUGUCUCACAUAUUAUAAACAUACAGAAAGCAAAACGACAACUGGAACAAGACGUGAAGGAGAAAGAAAUACAAAAGAACAAAUAUGCUGAUCAUAUCAGUAAGCUGGAGAAUAGAUGCAGAAACCAGACAACAGAAAUUAAUCAUCUAAAUGAAGAGAUCAAAAAGUUAAAGGAAGAUAUUGAAAAACUUCAAGCUAUCAAUAGUGAACGAGAAGAGAAACAAAAGAUCAUUGAUGAGCUUAGAAAAAUGGUCAUGGACGCAGAUACAACUAAGAAAAGUAAACUUAGAAGUUCAUAUUUGGCUUUACAUUAUGACACUAACAGUACAGAAAUUAAACAGCUUAGAGCUGAAGCAAGGAGUCUGAAACUUGACAAUGAAAAUUUAAAGACUGAAAAUCUAAUGCUGAAGAAGUCAGAUAAUCUAAAGAAACUGGCCAAAAUGCGGGAAGAUCAGAUGACUCCUAAACUUGAAACAGUAAAUGGACCACAAUCCAUGUUUGAGGAAGCAAAGGGUGGUAACCCAAAGAUGAAACAAAGACAAGCUUAUGGAGGAGUUACCUCCCAAAGUUUACAAGCUAGAAGUGCAUUUGGUAGAAGGCUUGAUGUGGAUAGAGGUAUGUUUGCUUCUCAGCCACAUGGAGACAGAGCUUUAACAAGGGGUUCAGUUGACAAUUUGCAUAAUACAGAGACAGAGGAUAGAGCCAAAGUUUCUAGAUCAAGGGAGCGAGAAAGAGAUUAUCAAGACCUCGAUUUCAAAUUUUCAAAUAGUCAAAACGGAGCUGUGGGCCAAAAAAGAAGCCCAAGUAAAGACCGAUCAAAUAAAAGAGUCACAUUCCUGUCUGAUACAGCAAACCAAUAUGAAAAUAAUGACAAUGUGGUAAGAAUUCCAACUGGAAAUGAACAUCCUGAAGAUACACCACCUGGUAAAACUGAAGCAUCUGAAAAUGGACCUUCUGAGAUAGCAAACGGGACCAGCAAAGGAGGUGCCAAACAAGAGAAGAGUAGGGGUAGAUCAAAAGGUCUUCUUAAGUCUAAAGCCCAAUCCAAGAGGUCAGCUUCUCUAAACAGUAUGACAGCUUCUAGAGAUAUAAUGAAAAUGUCGUCACAUUUAAUACAGAAAAGCAGAAACCUUAGACAACCAUCCGGAAACUGAAAUAGCAGAUAUAUCAAUAACUAAUAGUGUUGGAAUUCUGAUUUACUCCAGUUGUACCAUUUUCAAGGGUUCAUGAAGCUUGGUACUUUGUCACAUAUUAUGACUGAUGAUGUCUGAAGAUUAUGUUAGCAAUAGAAUUUAAUGUAUGAUAUAAUAGGCUAAUUGUGAUAAUCAUAAAAAAAAUUUAAAAUCCAAAAAUUGGCAAAGAAUGGUUAGUAAAAAUUUUUCAACUGUUGGAAAGAUGCAAGAGUUCUCCUUGAAUAUCCAUCACCAUCCUGAAAACAGGGCUUGACAAAUUCCUUGAAAACAACUCAUCCAACUCAUCCUGCAGUGCAAGCAGCCUAAAAUUUUCACUGGUCCUGCUACAAUUCUAACUUGUCCUGCAGUUCACUUGUAGCGUAAUGGCCUCUAAAAUCCACAUGGCACCAGUGUUACCAGACUUGUAAAACCUGUGGUAGAACUUUCACACACAUAUAUAAGAUCGAAGACACAAUAGUUCAUUUUUGAUGUUUAUUUAAUUUCAGGUAGUUAAAGAAAGUCUUUUAAUACAAGUAGUUUUAUUGUCUCAGUGUCCAUCUUUCAAAUAAUAUUUAGCUACUGUAAAAUGUUAAGAACUAAUUAUGUUUGAGUUGUCUUUCAUGAAAUCUACAUAACAUAUUUGGAAAUUAACCUAACGAGGCAUCAUAGUAUUUUUGACUUACGUUGGCAGAACCACGGUUGGUGGCUCUGCCGCCUCGCCCCGCUUCCCCGAAUGUCUAGUACAUAGACCUUUUAUAUCCACCGGCCAGACUGUUGAUUACCAAAUUAAGAUGUAGUUUUCCUGGUGUUAUGUCUUAACCUGCCCAGAGCUACGCUAACAUGUCAGUUUAAUAUUUCAACAAUUUUAAAAGGUCAAUAGUAUGAAUAUAAUUAUACUCUCCAAGACAAUGAAUAAUUUAGUCUUUUAAAACAAUAGCCUAGCCCCCUUUUUGAAAUUACAUUACACACUGAGCAAAAACUAUUAUUACAGACAGCAUCAUUUUUGAAGUCUGUUUAAAACUGUACAUACUGUAACUUUGUUCUAAAUUACUGAGUGUCUAGCUAAUGUGAUCAUCCCGUAACAUAGCUAGACAGAAUUUUAUUUGCGAAAAACGAAUCAAUUUCUGUUUUAGAUCUUCAGCUAUCCUGUCUCUCCACUGCUCCCUUUUAAUCUGAUUGGUCAUAUUUUUGGUUAAAAUUGCACUUCAAAAUUCUCCUGCAGCAGGAGUACUACAGCAACUUUUACUUGCCAACCUUGUAUUUACGAGUGGACAAGUGGAUUUGUCGAGCCCUGUGAAAAGCAUGUUUCAUGGAGUUUUCAGCCAAAAAUAACUGGGAAUAGCGCACAUUAAACUACUGUAUAAUUUUCCACCCACUUGCAAAAUAUGUCCUUUCUUCAACACUUCACUAAUUACAAGUUUAUAAGAAUUAAACUUAUUAACUAAAUAAACAACUUUAACUUAUUUUGACAAAAGAAAACAGUAGCAGGGAAAAUUAUAAGAUAGUUUGGUUCUUAAGACAGUGAGUAUUCCUUUUUAAAUUUGAAGAGAUUUACAGCCCAGAUUUUAUGAUCCUGUAAACUUGUUUUGGCUUGGUUGGAUUUUCAUUUCUUCUGUAACAUUUUCACAAGUAUAUCUAUAUGCAAGGAUGAAAGGUACGAAAUUUCAAUUCUGAGAAGAAACAUAGAGAUAGAUUUUGCAACAUGCAUUUAAUGUUUGUCUUCCAUUGUCUAAAGAACAAAAUUCAUAUACCAUCACAAAUGGUGAUUAGAAAAGUGAGCCGUGCCAUGAGAAAACCAACAUAGUGGGUUUG